AUGAACAAUUUCGGGCAGAUUCUGCAGGAGAUUGGGGAGUUUGGUGUAUUUCAGAAGCGCUUGCUGUUCGCAUUAUGCAUCCCCAACUUCUUUGUGGCUUUCGACGUGAUUGGCCAGGUGUUCACAGGCAUGAGCUUCCCUCAUCACUGUGACACUGACUGGAUUUUGAAGCCUGGCCCCAACUUGACAUAUGACAGGCAGAAAAAUCUCACCCUCCCUGUGAACCAAGAUGGAGAGUUUGAAAGCUGUGAGAUGUUCAAACCUGUGGAUUUGGAUUUGGAAACCAUUGAAGCGUAUGGGAUUAACAGCACCACAAAGUGUGUAGCUGGAUGGGAUUAUGAAAAACCUGAUGGAGCCUCCAGCAUUGUCACCGAGUUUGAGCUGGUGUGUGACAGAAGUAGUUUGCGAGAGGCGUCACAGUCCAUCUACAUGGCAGGUCUUCUGGUUGGGGCGCUGAUGUUUGGGGCAAUGGCUGACAGGUUUGGUCGCCGCUUUGUGGUCCUUCUUGCAGUCCUUCUGCUUCUGUUGUUUGGUGUUGGUGCUGCUUUUUCACCUAACAUCUAUGUUUACAUAGCUCUCAAAUUUCUAGGUGGCACCUCAAUUUCUGGCAUUGUUGCAAAUUCAUUUGUGAUAGGGGCGGAGUGGACCGAUUCCUCUAGGGUUGCUUUCUGCACCAUUGUUGUCCACUCCUUCUUCCCUGUUGGACUGAUGGUGUUGUCAGCCGUCGCCUAUUUGAUCCGUGACUGGAGGAUCCUGCAGCUGGUGCUCUUCAGCCCUUUGCUCCUGGUCCUGGUGAUCUACUGCUGGAUUCUUCCAGAGUCAGCUCGCUGGCUUAUGACCCAGGGCAGGAAGGAGGAAUUGCAAAAGGAGAUCAAGAGGGCAGCCAGAGUGAAUGGGAAGAACGUGCCAGAAGCUCUGCUAGACAAGCUGGAGAUCGAAAGUGCAUCCAAGAAAGGAAGCAUGCUGGACAUCUUCAGGAUAUCAUAUUUAAGAAAACGUGCUCUCAUAAUGAGCUCUGUCUGGUUGGGAACAAGUUUGGUUUACUAUGGACUGAGUCUGAAUGUUGGCAGUUUUGGCCUGGAUAUCUACCUCACCCAGUUCAUCUUUGGCAUUGUGGAACUUCCUGCACGCCUGGGCAGUUUGCCUCUUCUUCGAUUCUUUGGGAGGAGAAUAUGUCAAGCUGGGUUCCUGUUAUUUGCGGGCUUGGCUUGCCUUGUGAUCCUUGCUAUUCCAGAAGACCUUCCUGUAGUGGUAACAGUCAUAGCGGUGCUGGGGAAGUUUGCUGCCACUGCCUCUUUCUCCACCGUCUAUGUUUAUACUGCAGAACUUUAUCCUACUUUUCUAAGGCAAAACGGUAUUGGUCUAAACUCCAUGUGUGCUCGUGUGGGGGGCAUCCUCGCCCCUCUGAUCAGACUCCUGGGGGUCUACCAUCACUCCAUCCCCAUGGUGUUAUAUGGCGUCAUCCCCUUGAUUGCUGGGGGUCUCUGUUUUUUUCUGCCUGAGACCCUCAAUGUUGGACUCCAGGACCACGCUGAGCCCAUGACAAAAGAGAAUGGGAGUAUUGAAAAUGGAUUAUGCGAUAAAGAGGAAAAAGCACUGAAGGGCACAAAAUUGUGAUUUAUGCUGAAAUAAUUCUAUGAGUUUUCAUAGGUUUAUCAUUGUCCA
Molecule: messenger RNA, 1665 nt
Organism: Myripristis murdjan (pinecone soldierfish)
Lineage: Eukaryota; Metazoa; Chordata; Actinopteri; Holocentriformes; Holocentridae
Product: solute carrier family 22 member 13-like
Exons: 10
Coding region: 1-1617 (538 amino acids)
Biological process (GO): transmembrane transport
Cellular component (GO): membrane
Molecular function (GO): transmembrane transporter activity
Source: RefSeq, a predicted model, not a curated record